This is a messenger RNA of Dimorphilus gyrociliatus, 2022 nucleotides long. Lineage: Eukaryota; Metazoa; Annelida; Polychaeta; Dinophilidae. The record is from the annotation of a GenBank genome assembly.
CAUUUACUCUUAGAAAUAGCACUACCGAAUAUCGAUCAAUGGUAAAAUUCUCGCUUAGAUAAACUAUUAAAGGAAAUAGGUAAAAAUAAUUUUAAAUAGACAAAAGCAAAGAAAACAACUUUACGUAAUUAAUACUUUUAUUCAUAAAGCAAACUUAAAUAUAAAAUAUAUUAUAUUCUGAAAAAAUAUAAAUGGGCCUAUUAACUUAUUAAAGAUUUCCACGUAAAAUUAUAUGUAAAAACGUUUUAAAAGCUGUUUCCUUUAUUUAUUCCAGCUAAAAAAAGAAUUUUAUACCUAAUCAAUAAGUAUUUAUUGAAGAUGGAAGAUCGUAGAAUUUUUUCGCUUCUUAACAUUAUUCUAUUUUGUAUGCCGGCUUUAAACGCUCGAAUUCAUCAUCCUGUAACAGUUGAUACUGUUUUAUUUGAUCCGAAGAAGGGUGUUGAAAUUUUGGAAGCAUCCAACUUUACUGAAGUUGUUUUUAACUCCAAAUUUAAUCGUGUUGUCGUCUUCUAUCAGGCGACCUGUGGAACUUGUAAGAAAUUUGCUCCAGUUUUCCAAAAGUUAUCAGAUUAUUGCAAAGAAUGGGAUCAGCUAGUUAAAUUUAGUUCGGUUGCUUGUUCUAAUAUAAAAAAUAAGCCUAUAUGUCAACGUUUUGGAAUUGUGAGAGUGCCGACACUCCUCUUCUUUCAUAAAGAUUUUUCCGGAAAAGAGAAACCUAUAGAUAUUCAAUCAGGUAAAGAUGUCAUGCUGGGAAAUAUUGCUAGGUCAUUGGCGAAUUACUAUCAGAGAAAGCAGGAUUCGUUAUCCGACUGGCCAAAUCUAUUACCUUUAAAGAAUGACGAAUUUCGUAACGAAUGUAAGAAGCAUCCUAAAAUGUUUAUUAUCAUUACUAAUGAUCAAUCGGAAAAGAGAGUUGGUCCUCUAGCUGUGCUAAAUAGCGUCAAGAUGAAAAAUGCUCACGUUAGAUGGAUGCAUGACUAUGAUGCACAAUUCCUUAAAUUUGAAAAUCAUCCCAGUUUAUUACAAACAAAUACUGAUUGUACUGAAACUACUUUACUAUCAUCGAAGCAGAGAAACGAUUUUAAUAAACUGAUAGCCGAUAAAGUUGAUUAUAAGACAGAUAAUUUAUUUGCACCUAUUGACGGAAAGAUAAUUAUGGAACCCUCAAAAAAGCCAGUUAUUGGCAAGCCGAUCAUCCCAAAUGGUCUACAUGAACAAGAUUUAGAGUCGAGCUUGUAUCAUACACUUUGGCAAGAAAUUUCCAGGCUGAAACACUUAAAUGCAUCUAGCCUUAAUAUUGCUAAGAGAUAUAUAAAAAGUUUAAUGUAUGUUCCUUACCGUAAACAAGUAUUAAAAUUUUUGGGCGAAAUUGAUUCAGAACUAAGCGAAUAUUCUACCAUUUCUACGGAUCACUUUACUCAAAUUCUUGAAAAAAAUCUUCACUCUAAAUCAUACGUUCCAAAAAGAAUAGUUUGGGCAGGAUGCUCUGGAAGCAAACCUGAAUUUAGAGGAUAUCCUUGUUCUUUAUGGAUGACCUUUCACGCUAUGACGAUUGGAGGUUUAAAUAAGACGGAUGUUGCACAAAUUGUGAGAAAUAUACGAGAUUACGUUGUAAACUUUUUCUCUUGUACAAAGUGCGCCCAAAAUUUUGAGAAGGAAACAGCAGACUUGGAUAAAUCUAUUGGUAAGACUGAUAAAGAUGCAGUACUCUACUUAUGGAGAAUUCAUAACCACGUUAAUGAGAGAUUAAGUAAAGAAAAAGAUUCUCUAGUGGAUCCACGACAUCCUAAACUUCAAUUCCCUGGCAAAACACUGUGCAAAGAAUGCCGUAUUGAUGACAAUGCUGAUACUUUUAAAGAAGAUGUAGUAUUUAAUUUUUUGCAAGACUUCUAUGGAGAAGUCAUUAGUAACAGAGCAUCAAUUAACUACGGAAAAGCAACUAAUAACAAAGCAUCAUUUAAUACGGCAUGGUUUACAAACAUACUUGGCGUAAUCGUACUACUUUUCUUAACCAAUCUUUAG